Alosa sapidissima (American shad) is the source of this 6176-nucleotide messenger RNA. RefSeq names its product fibulin-2-like. Gene Ontology annotation, molecular function: calcium ion binding. NCBI's taxonomy places the organism in Eukaryota, Metazoa, Chordata, Actinopteri, Clupeiformes, Clupeidae. Gene Ontology annotation, cellular component: extracellular region. The record is from RefSeq and is a predicted model, not a curated record. The coding region runs from base 258 to 3839 and encodes 1193 amino acids. The transcript is spliced from 17 exons.
GCGCAGACCUAACUCAAACACGAGUGCGCGUUGCUCUCCUCAUCCAACUUUCUGGGAUGUUCACAGUUGAUGGAAACAUCGUGAAACUGGAGGUUAACAAAGGCCACUGAUCAAAGGGAGCUGUACGACAGAGCGAGCCCUGUUCAGAUUCCUGACGGAGUGCAGAGGACUUUAUAGAGUAUUUUAUUCAUUUCCCCCUUGGAAAGUCCUGAGGCCUCUGGGUUCCAAAAAAAAGAAGGAAAAUAAAUAAAUAAAAAAUGGACUGUUCAGGCCAGAUAAGAACUAUCCUUCUGGGGCACAUCCUGGUGCUCUGCCUGGGUAUGAGUGUGGGUCAGAGAGACUGUACUGGGGUGGACUGUCCCGUGAUGGACAACUGCAUCGAGGAGGUCCUGGAAAGGGGCGCGUGCUGCGCGUCCUGUCUGAAGCGUGGGUGUGCCUGCGAGGGCUAUCAGUACUACGACUGCCUGAACGCGGGCUUCCGUGGCGGCAAAGUGCCCGAGGGCGAGUCCUACUUCGUGGACUUUGGUAGCACGGAGUGCUCGUGCCCGUCAGGCGGCGGUCGCAUCACCUGCCACUUCAUCCCGUGCCCGGACAUUCCGCAGAACUGCAUCGAGACGAUCACGCCGAUGGACGGCUGCCCUCAGUGCGAGCGCAUCGGCUGCGUCCACCAGAGCCAGAAGUACGAGGCCGGCCACACUUUCCAGAUGAGCCCGUGCGAGGUUUGCCACUGCCCAAACGACGGCGGUAGCCUCAUGUGCUCCCCAGUUCCAGGCUGUGACCCCCAGAAGGUCAAGAAGCCCAUGUUAGCGUCCACUGUAGAGGACCGCGACAGCGAGCCACACCCCGGGACCUUCAGUAACUUCCUGCCCCUCUACAAAGAGGAUCCUACAGACACGCCCACAGAUGAAGACUACGACUACAUGACUGACCUCACCACAGCUGAUACCCAAGACGUGGUCGAACCCGCCGAGCCAACCUCUUCGCCUCCCUCUUUCUCGGAAACGUCGUCUUCCCACGCCUCCUUUGGAGAAGGCCCCAGACAAGAGCUUAGGGAGGCACAGGGGGCUUACGAAACCAGAAACGCAGAGGAACACAUGACAAGUCCUCCCUCCGCUGCGGAUACCAUAACCUCAAGACUCCAGGAGAGUACAACGGCAGCGGACAAAGCCCAGGCCCCAAAGCACCAUGGGCCGCCCCGGGAGGCCUCUGAGGGCCAGAGCCGACGACAUGCUGAGACCCAGAGAGGAGCCCAAGAAAGGGACCUCCCGCACACUGCUCACAGCGAGAGGAACCCCAGACACAAGACCCACCAUGAGCACAGGGACAGCCAUGCCCCUGGUCAGGGAGACAAUCAUUUGCCAGACUCCCGCGACGGGCGCCAGGACAAUGCCCUGCCCUCAUUGAAAUUCAGCCCCUCUAGGCCGCCACCUGUGAACGUGAGAGAGGACCGCGGGCACCCUUCGAGGAGGCAGUCACAGACGCUGCUCCACUAUCAUACGGGACAGGAGAAGGAGCACGGCAGCAGCAGCCCACCAUAUUCCCACCAGCUGUCGGCGAAGGAGCUGGUGGAGGUGUGCUGCGAGGCGGGAGAGAAGUGGGCCUCCGUCCAUGGACACUGCUCCAACAUGGCCGCCGUGCGAGAGGACACACACUCCAUCUGUUGGUCGGCUCAGAAGCAGUGCUGCAGCGGCUCCCUGAAAGAGAGAAAGUGUUUGGCCGGCGUCACGGCUGCCAAGCAAGGGGACGCUUGCGAGCUGGACGACAAUGAUCACUGCGGCGUGGACUCCUAUAAGGAGUGCUGCAGCUGCUGCUCGCUGGGCCUGCACUUCCGUAAGGAGGGUCUGCCCUGCGAGGCCCACCAGUACCUGGGCCUCCCCUGCAGCCACGUCUUCCUGACCUGCUGCGAGGGAGAGGAGGCCGCCAGCUGGAGCACGCUUCGCCAGAGACCACCGCUGCAGCCCACUACACCGCCAAAGAGAGUGUCGGACAGCCCGUACCCCAAGGAGGCCUUCUCCAUCGGGGACGCGGAGGAUGCGGAGAACACCGUGGAGGGGGCCGAGGGCCUGCGCGACCUGGAUGAGUGUAAGCUCGAGGGCAAGCUCUGCCACCACACGUGCAUCAACACGCAGGGCUCCUAUGUGUGCGCCUGUUACCCGGGCUACACGCUGCAAGAGGACGGCCACAACUGCGAGCCAGAGACUGAUGCAGAGGAGGAGAACAGACUGAUGGAACAGGAACAUGAGAGUCCUGCUGCUGCUGAGACUACAACAGCUCCGGCACCACCCACCACCACCUCCACCAGCGCUCCAACCACCAUCUUCCAUGACCCAUGUGCAGGAAAUGGCCCAUGUGCGCAUAGAUGCACCCCGGUGGAAGGGCGGCCACAGUGUUCCUGUUUUCCAGGAUUCUCUCUGGCAGCGGACAGCCACUCAUGUGAAGAUGUAAAUGAGUGUUUGCUUAUGGCCCAUAACUGCCAGCUGAAUGAGAGGUGCGUCAACACGGUUGGCCAUUACUUCUGUGAGAGACUCAUCGUCUGCCCUGCAGGCUUCCAGGAGAACAACAACGUCUGUGAAGAUAUCGAUGAGUGUGCACAGAGGACCCAUAACUGUCAGAUGGGCUAUGAGUGCCGCAACACACCGGGCUCCUUCACCUGCCAGAUCACUGCCAGGUGCUCCAGUGGCUUUACCCAGGAUGCCAGUGGGCACUGCGUUGAUAUAGAUGAAUGCAGCAGUACUGCCCAGCCCUGCAGUUCAGGGUACAACUGCAUCAACACCGUGGGGUCGUACACCUGCCAGAGGAAGGUCAUCAUCUGUAGCCGUGGCUACCAUGCCAGCCCUGAUGGAAACAGGUGCAUAGAUGUGGACGAAUGUCAAACCAGAGUCCACCGCUGUGGAGAUGGGCAGACGUGCCACAAUCUGCCUGGCACCUACCGCUGCGAAUGCCAGCCUGGGUACCAGUACGACAUGUUCCGCAAGAUGUGUGUGGAUGUGAACGAGUGCUGGCGCUACCCAGGCAGGCUGUGCGCCCAGACGUGUGAGAACACCCCCGGCUCCUACCAGUGCUCCUGCACCGCCGGCUUCCGCCUCUCCAGCGACGGCAAGAACUGCGAAGAUGUGAAUGAGUGCCUGAACAACCCCUGCAGUCAAGAGUGCGCCAACAUCUAUGGCUCGUACCAGUGCUACUGUCGCCAGGGCUACCACCUUCGGGAGGACGGCCACACCUGCGAUGAUAUUGACGAGUGUUCUCAGAGCAUGGGACACAUGUGCACUUUCAAGUGUGUGAAUGUUGAGGGCAGCUACCAGUGUGCCUGCCCUGAGUACGGCUACACCAUGUCCCCUAACGGCCGAUCCUGUUUAGAUAUUGAUGAGUGUGCUAUCGGGACUCACAACUGCUCUGUGUCAGAGACCUGCUACAACAUCCAGGGAGAUCACCGCUGCCUGUCCUUCAGCUGCCCCGACAACUACCGCCACGUCUCAGACACACGGUGUGAGCGGAUCAACUGUCCUAACUUCGUCGAGUGCCAGAACGCUCCUCUGAGGAUCACCUACUACCAGCUGAGCUUCCAGACCAACUCCAUCAUCCCAGCGCAGAUCUUCCGCAUUGGGCCGUCACCGGCCUACUCCGGAGACAACAUCAUCAUUAGCAUCCCGCGUGGCAACGAGGAGAACUACUUCAGCACGCGCAAGCUCAACACUUACACGGGCGCCAUCUACCUGCACCGACAGGUGCGCGAGCCGCAGGACUUCCUUAUCGAUGUGGAGAUGAGGCUGUGGCGCCAGGGCACCUUCACAACGUUCCUCGCCAGGAUCUACGUCUUCAUCACAGCACCUGCCCUCUAACCGAAACACCACCACGCCUACAAACUCGAGCCCUCUAACCAGCUACCACUAUGCCUACAAAAUCAAGCCCUCUAACCAGCAUACCACUAUGCCUAUAAAGUCAAGCCCUCUAACAAGCACCUACAGUAUAAAUUCCCUGUAGGGAGUAUAGUAUAAAAGCCCUUGCCUAACCACUAUGCCUUUGAACUGAAGCGCUCAGUUAGUCACAUUCACAGUUGUGGUGGUUAACCUUUCUCCUGGAGCCCUCUCAGCAGGCUUACUGUCGUGGCCUGCUCUACAUCACAGUGGAGAACCCUCCUGUUCUCUAACUUCUCCCUCACACGUGUAACACAGCCGGGCCACGCCUACUAGAUCUCCUUUCAGGAAGACACUAGUCAGGAACACGACAGUUCACCAGUGUUUCCGUCGGUUGGCUACCUGCCCAAUCAGCAACUAGAGGGGAUGACGAAACCGAAAGGGCUAUUAUAUGGUAAACGGCUAUGGUAAACAUCAACAAAUGCAGUGGGAGAAAUGAAGAAAUGUAUUUACAGCAAAGGCCCACAUAUAUUGUUCACUGACUACCGAUGCUGUUUAUUGUCAGUUUGUAAAGUUUAGGCGAAGGAAGGAGGAAUGUUAGGAAUAUCUGAUCAAUGUGAUUGGUAAGGCUGGACCAAUGAUUUCAAAGUUCUACGCCCGUCACCAUGCUAGCUUGUAAACGAAUCCCAAUCAUGAGUGACCAGACUCUAUUCACUCGUGAAUGAGUUUGGUUUUCCAGGCUAGUAACACCUAGCUCACACCUGUAAUAGCUAGCUCAAAAAGAUCAUCUUUAGAGCGAAACAGGAUCACAAGAACAGGACACAGGUACCAUCCCAGUGUGUGAACAUUAACAUACAAACAAAGACUGACAAUGGACUGAGGAAACUGAGGGUUUAAAUGCUUUCUGGCCAAUUAUGAUUGUUUAAAUACUCUGGGGCUAAUUAUGACACACAACACAGGGUGAAAUCAAUGAUCCAAUCAUCAAGGAAAACAAAACCAGGAAGUGAAAAAGGACCAGAAACAGAGAAAUCAAGAAAGAUACCUCUCUUGAAUCACUUUAUUGAACUUCAGGCCACUGGUGGUGUGAUGACAAGCAUCAGUCUGAUUAAAAAGUUUGUGGCUUGAAACUUCAAUAAGGUACUUCAAGAGAGCAGUGCAGCAGAUUUUCUUUUUCUUUUGCUCCUGAUUACGUGGACUCACUUGAUUGGGUUAAUCAAGGGCAUCGUUAUCACCCCACAUUAUCACCCCCUGUAGUUGUAGCAGGCAGGGGUAGCGAGAACAUGUUGAAUCCAGGCAGACCCUAGGAGGUGGAUUGAGAACCCCUUAAUCAGACCAAAGCCCCACAGGGCAGAACUGGCCCUAUGGACAUUAUGGUGCAAACAUGUCAUUUUGUGGUUGCAGACCUACUGCGGUGAUGUCACUCUGAAAGGCCAGUGAAAAAAACAUACACACCAUCGCCCUGAGUCUUUGGUUUAGGACUUUAUGGACAGGAUAAGACACAUUCACUUUAAUUUUUGAGUUUAAGAAAAUUCGAAGGCAAUAAAUAAAUCCUGAACCAUAUCAUCAAUAUUUACAGCGCAUAUGGAACUAUUUCAAUCAUUCUGCCUUUAGAGUUUCAUCAUUACUUUUUGUCUAGAAGUAUUUUGAGAACUCCGAUUACAUAUUGCAAUAAUCCUGGACUGGAACUCUUAAAAAAGAAUCCCUUCUCACUGCCAAACUGUUGUCCGCCAGGGUCAGGAAAGAAACCGUCCAGGGGUAUUUUGACUUAACCCAUUAAGACCUGAUACACCUUUUUAAGUGCUUCUCCCUUUAAAAUCGGAUGCAGUGUUUCUGAUUCAGGUUUUAGCAGGUGGUUCUCAGAAAAUGCUUAGGUUUUAGAGAGCCUUUUUAAUGGGCACUCUAUCUUAAUAGGUUAAACCAGCCUACAGCUGUUAUCUGUAAUGUCUGCCGAGAUUAUGAUCAUAUGCCUUUAAGAAGUAGAUUGUGUACAUUAUAUUUAUGCUGCCUACUUUUCUUCUUACCUCAUAAAUGGAAUGAUACUGGAAAGGGGAAGGCUCUUAAUUUGAGAUGUGUGUUGUUCAAGAUGAAAGAUGAAUAUGUUUUUGAAAUGGGCAUGUUAAUACUUUUGCUAUUUAUCUCCAGCACAUGCACCACUAUCCUCUUAAAACGAUUUUGAGAGAAUUCUUUUGCUAAAUAUUCUAUUCUGUUCGCACAUGUAUUUGUGAUUUCUGGCACAUUAUUAUAUGGAUGUAUAAAAUUUGAAGCUGUUUCCAUGAAUUCCUAUGGUUUUUGGUAAAAAAUAAAUAAAUACAUUAAAAUGUA